Messenger RNA from Plectropomus leopardus (leopard coralgrouper), 5443 nucleotides. RefSeq names its product dual-specificity tyrosine-(Y)-phosphorylation regulated kinase 1B (gene dyrk1b). Gene Ontology annotation, biological process: peptidyl-threonine phosphorylation; protein autophosphorylation; peptidyl-serine phosphorylation. Gene Ontology annotation, molecular function: protein serine/threonine kinase activity; protein serine/threonine/tyrosine kinase activity; ATP binding. The record is from RefSeq and is a predicted model, not a curated record. Lineage: Eukaryota; Metazoa; Chordata; Actinopteri; Perciformes; Serranidae.
GAGAGGAGCACAGAUUCCGUCUAACGGAGAAGCACGGAAAGGGAAACGGGCGAGAAACAUGAGUCGAAAUCGCCCUUGCGAAGGUUUCCACCUUGAAGGAAUAAAAAAUCUCCCGCAGUUGUAAAAAGGACUUGUUGUAGAGGACUUGAACUGAGAGAGGGAGAGCGGAAGCGGGCGGCAGGAGAAGGCGCGUCAAGAAGCGAUCAGUGCCGUCUGACAGACAGCUCAGGAACUUCACUGGAUUUGGUUGCUUUCGUUUACUUUGAUAAGAGGCUCGAGUUUUGGUUCGUUGCUGUUCAGACGUUGUCUGUGAUUUAACUUGAGCGUGUUUACCUCAGAGGCGGACAAUUUCCUGGAUCGAGUUUGGUAAAGUGAAGGUACUAUCGGAAAGUGGCAGUAGAAUGCAGGCCGGCAGCCGCGCGCUCUGCGGGCUUCUUCAACACCGGGUACAUUUGGCAUGUGACCCCAAAUACUGGAUUUAAAGUUUUGUUCUUCAGCUUUAUCCCCAGGAGAGAGAGCUUUGCAGUUGAGGUGCAGUGUCCCUGCUUGUAAUGAGCCGUCACUGUGUUGGUCCGUGAGUGUGGAUAACCAGUCGGAGGAACUUUUGUGCACACUCUGUGAAAUCAACACGUUCCAGCGGACUGCUUUGUGUGUAACGUGUGUUUGUGCAACUGCUUGUUGUCACAGAAACCUCCUGUGUAGUGUACGGGGAUUACAUUAUUGCCUGGCUUUUUAAAAGGGGCUCCUGUAAGGCCGGCAGAGGCCAGCCACCCUGUGCUGUCAGGCGGCUGAAGCGGAGCUGAGUGACCGCAGCACACGCACGCUCCGUGGAGCUGUGGCCGGACGGGCUCGGUGACAUUGCGAGUGGAGGGCUGUGUGUGUCACUGGAUUAAUUUGAGUGGUAACAUCACUCCACACUGCCGUACUCUGUCCACUGGCGAGGCCCCCACAAAGCGCCAGUAAUUGGAGCUAUUUUUAGCGGAAGGGAUGGGGUAAAAGCAGGCAGUUGGAAACCCAACUCCCCUCCACCUCCUUCUCUUCCACCCCUUCUGUCACACUACCUCGCUCAGCCCACCUGGCAGUAUGCUGGGCGAGCCUGGUUAGCACAAACUUGACUCACAACUAGUUAAGGUGUUUUACAACAAGUCUGGAAGAACACAGAUUGGACAAACUUAUUGUGCUGAUUGAUCUGUUGGAAACACACACUGACCAUGGAGUCUUACUAACCUGGGAAUACUAUCUGUACUUUAUUCUACUGGUUCAGGCUGUACUGGACACACAUAUCCUGUGCUGGAUUACUACUAAAAUGUCUGAAGUAUUAGCUGUGCACUUUUGGUUAAACCUUCCCUGUAAUAAGUGAACCUUUCAUUAGCAAGUGAAGUCUAUGCCUUUCCCCCGUGGACAUUUAGUUCAAACUCUUCAUCGGAGUGGCCAGUCAUUUUAAUGUAGAAGAAAGACCUACUUUUGAAUACUUAAACUAUCAGUCACCAGCACUCUGGAGUGCUCCAAACCUCCUGCACACAGAAAGAAUGCAUGAAACUGCCGAAACUAACGAAACAAAAAGCUAACCUGAAUAACCAAAUAUUCUAUUUCCCUUCAUUCCCCAUAGCCACAGAGAUACAGAAUAUAUAUGUAGAAUGAGAAAUCUAUAUCUAUAGUGUAACUUCACAGAAGACAUAGAUUACAUCCUUUAUAUUUUUACUUCAGAGAGACAAGCUGCCUGUACACCAGUUGGUUGCCUUAGAAACCGCAGUCACAAAAAAGAGAGAGAAACAAGCCAGAGAAGACGGUGCCUUUUGAUUGGUUGGUUGGUUUCCCACCAUUUCAAGAUUCAUUGAUUUAGUUGGAUGUAAACUGUUAAAGCGAACUCUGGGAUUGAAAACACAUCUGAUGACAGACUAAACAGCCACAAGCCCCAACCACCUGUCAGAGCGUGUUGAUUGACAGUUAUUUCCCUGCUGGAUUGAGCAAUUGCCAAGCAUUUCCAUGGUGAUCACGUCAUCAUCUGUGGAGGACAAGAACGUGCCCUCUUGCAGAAUGGUCCAAACAGAACCCUGGAUCACCUCUGCCCUGCUGCGCAAGAACAAGAGUGUAAGCAGCUCAGGAUGUCCGCCCACCUCCUCCUCCUCCUCCUCCUCCACUGCCCAGGGGUUCUCCCUCGCGGGCCGCUUCUCCCUCGCUGAGCCAGCCAUGACCAGCCAGCACACACAUACACACCCCUCCUUCAGCUCCAUCCACUCCAUGGCCGAGCAGCAGCAGGUGCUGUCUGAUAUGACCAUACUCCAGCGGAGGAUCCCCCCUAGUUUCAGAGACCCUGCCAGCGCCCCACUGAGGAAACUCUCUGUUGACCUCAUCAAAACCUACAAGCACAUCAAUGAGGUGUACUAUACUAAGAAGAAGCGGCGGGCCCAGCAGGUCCCUCCAGAGGACAGCAGCACCAAGAAGGAGAGAAAAGUCUAUAACGAUGGCUAUGACGACGACAACUAUGACUACAUUGUCAAGAAUGGAGAAAAGUGGCUGGACCGCUAUGAGAUAGACUCACUGAUCGGGAAGGGCUCCUUCGGACAGGUGGUGAAGGCCUACGACCACCAUGAGCAGGAAUGGGUCGCCAUAAAGAUCAUUAAGAACAAGAAGGCAUUUCUAAACCAGGCACAGAUUGAACUACGCCUGCUGGAGCUCAUGAACAAGCAUGACACUGAGAUGAAAUAUUACAUAGUCCACCUGAAGCGUCACUUUAUGUUUAGGAACCAUCUCUGUUUGGUGUUUGAGUUGUUGAGCUACAACCUGUACGAUCUGCUGAGGAACACCAACUUCAGAGGAGUCUCCCUCAACCUCACCAGGAAAUUUGCACAGCAGCUCUGUACAGCGUUAUUAUUCCUGGCCACUCCAGAGCUGUCAAUCAUCCACUGCGACCUGAAACCAGAGAACAUCCUGCUGUGUAACCCCAAGAGAUCUGCCAUCAAGAUAGUCGACUUUGGAUCCUCCUGCCAGCUCGGACAGAGGAUCUAUCAGUACAUCCAGAGCAGGUUCUACCGCUCUCCCGAGGUGCUGUUGGGAAUGCCUUAUGACCUGGCCAUCGACAUGUGGUCUCUGGGAUGCAUCCUAGUGGAGAUGCACACAGGAGAGCCUCUUUUCAGCGGCUCCAAUGAGGUUGACCAGAUGAAUAAGAUUGUGGAGGUUCUGGGGGUCCCUCCCAGCCACAUGCUGGACGCAGCUCCUAAAGCCAGGAAGUAUUUUGACAAGCUGUCAGACGGUCUGUGGACAGUGAAGAAGAACAAGGACAUCAAGAAGGAGUAUAAGCCCCCAGCCACACGGCGUCUUCAUGAGAUUUUGGGUGUAGAGACUGGGGGCCCAGGGGGGCGGAGGGCAGGGGAGCCAGGACACGCCCCCUGUGACUACCUGAAGUUUAAAGACCUGAUCCUGCGCAUGCUGGACUAUGACCCUAAAAGCCGCAUCACGCCAUUCUACGCCCUGCAGCACAAUUUCUUCAAGAAGACAACAGAUGAAGGAACCAACACCAGUUCAUCGACAUCCACCUCUCCUGCCAUGGACCACUCCCAUUCAACCUCCACUACUAGCUCUGUUUCUAGCUCUGGUGGCUCCAGUGGUUCUUCCAAUGAUAACCGCAACUACCGCUACAGUAACCGCUACUACAACUCUGCUGUUACACAUUCAGACUAUGAGAUGACCAGCCCUCAGGCUCCCUCCCAGCAGCAGAUGAGGAUGUGGCCCGGCAGUGAUGGUGGAGGUGGGGGUCAGGACCCAGCAUACACCCAGUUGCUGCUCCACAAGCCGGCUGCCUCCCAACAACACCAGCGCCACUUCCUGGACCCGCCCCACCACCCACACCCGACCUACUCCCACCAUGGGAAUGGCGGGCGCGGCCUGCGGCAGGGCGGACAGACGGGCAUUGGUGGAGGGGGGGGCCAGCAGGGAUCCUCGCCCCAGAUGAGUGACAGCAUGGAUGUGGGCGUGUCCCUAGGGCUGCACCACCUGGGGGCGGUGUCUUCCAUGGAGGCCUCUCAGUUUGGCUCUGCCUCCCUGCCCCUCGCUCUGCCAAUCGGACUGUCUGCCUUCCGGACUCGGACGGCCCCCACCGCCCCCGGGCCACAAGCCCCGCCCCCUGAGGACUACUACCCUGCCUCCAACAACAAUAACCCCGCUGCGGGGGGCAGAGGGAGGCCGGACUCAGACGAGGGGCCAGCCAACUCUUGAUAAAACCUGAACCAUGCCCUAAAGCCAUACAAUUUUAACUACAACUACUACAACUACACACACACAGCCAGAGUUCAGAGACAAAGAGGUGAACUUUGUGCUGCAGGAGACAGUUUGUACUGCAUGAGAGGAGGAGGAGGAAGGAGGAAGAUGCUGGGAAAACGCUCCUUUUAUCCUGUUUUAGUUUGUUGUCUUUUGUUGCGACUGUAAUUGGAAAGGAAUGAUUGUGACAAGUUUGUUUUUAUUAAUAUUAUUGUUGUUUAAUAUUAUUUGAUUUUUCUCGGGUUUGAGGAGUUGUGUGUUCUACUUGGUUGUUGUUUAAGCCUGGAGAGGAGGAGGAGGAUGAAGAGGAAAGAGAGAGGAGCCAUGCUUUUCCAUUUUACUCCAUAUGUUGGCUGUAAGAGGAAGAUCACGUGUUCAUGUUCACACCGGUUAGUUCUGACAUUAGGAUGGUCAUAUUUACAGUCCCCAGAGAUGAGCAGUCUUAACACACACUCACACACACUUACACACACACACCGCUGCAUCAAGAAGACAGACGCUGGUUUCGCAGGGAGGAAACACCAUCGUAUGUGUGAUUCAGGACUCAUGGAUUCUCUCUCGUGUCUGCUCGCGUCCUCCCUCUGUCCACCGCUCUCCACAUGCUGGUGACGGAGAACCUGGAGGGAGGGAGGGAGGUGGAGGGAGGAGAAGGUGGCAGGACACUGAUGCCUUCCUGGCGCUCAUAGGGAUCUCCUUCUCCUCCUCGUCCUCUCCCUCCCCCUGCUUUCUUCUUCCUCUCCUCCUCCUCCUGUUGUGUUUCUCCUCCAGACAGCUCCUCCUCUCUGUGCUGCUAAUCACCAUGACAACUGGUCCGGAUUGCUGCUAAAGAUCCAACACAGAUCAAUAAAGAAAUAAAAAGAAAUAGAAACAGAAAUAAAAAAAAAACUUUUUAACCCUUCUGCUUAAGAGAAAAGGAUAAAGUAAGAACCACUGCAUCUCAAUGUAUUUAUUACUAUUUAACAAGAAAAAACAAACUGAAAGUAACCCUUUUUUCUGCUCUUCUUUGUUUGGUUGCCUUCUUUCUGCAGGUGAGCUCUGAUUGGCUAUUGUAACAGUGACAGUAACUGGUGACAUGGGAAUGCCACCGGUUGUGGGGGCUGGGUGGAGGGGAGGGGUUGGGGCAAAAUAAAGUUGGAUAUAUAAUAAGAAUAAAGAGUAUACUUUUGCACACCAAAGUCAAAGAAAA